AUGUCAGGGACAGCAAAUGCUAUUGACAGCAUGUCAGGGGUGGCAAAUGCUAUUGACAGCAUGUCAGAGGCAGCAAGUGCUAUUGACAGCAUGUCAGAGGCGGCAAGUGCUAUUGACAGCAUGUCAGGGACAGCAAAUGCUAUUGACAGCAUGUCGGGGACAGCAACUGCUAUUAACAGCAUGUCAGGGGCGACAAAUGCUAUUGACAGCAUGUCGGGGACAGCAACUGCUAUUGACAGCAUGUCAAUGACGGCUAAUGCUAUUGACAGCAUGUCGGGGACAGCAAAUACUAUUGACAGCAUGUCAGGGACGGCAAAUGCUACUGACAGCAUGUCAGAGGCAGCAAGUGCUAUUAACAGCAUGUCAGGGGCGGCAAAUGCUAUUGACAGCAUGUCAGGGACAGCAACUGCUAUUGACAGCAUGUCAGGGACAGCAAGUGCUACUGACAGCAUGUCAGGGACAGCAAGUGCUACUGACAGCAUGUCAGGGGCGGCAAGUGCUAUUGACAGCAUGUCAGGGGCGAUAAAUGCUUUUGACAGCAUGUCAGGGGCAGCAAGUGCUAUUGACAGCAUGUCAGGGGCGACAAAUGCUACUGACAGCAUACGCAUGUCAGGGGCGGCAAGUGUUAUUAACAGCAUGUCAGGGACAGCAAAUGCUAUUGACAGCAUGUCAGGGGCGGUUAAUGCUACUGACAGCAUGUCAGGGACGGCUAAUGCUAUUGACAGCAUGUCAGGGGCGACAAAUGCUAUUGACAGCAUGUCAGGGACGGCAAGUGCUAUUGACAGCAUGUCAGGGGCAGCAAGUGUUAUUGACAGCAUGUCAGGGACAGCAAAUGCUAUUGACAACAUGUCAGGGGCGGCAAGUGCUAUUGACAGCAUGUCAGGGGCGGCAAAUACUAUUGACAGCAUUUCAGGGACAGCAAAUGCUAUUGACAACAUGUCAGGGGCGGCAAGUGCUAUUGACAGCAUGUCAGGGAAAGCAAAUGCUAUUGACAGCAUGUCAGGGACGGCUAAUGCUAUUGACAGCAUGUCAGGGACAGCAAGGGCUAUUGACAGCAUGUCAGGGGCGGCAAAUGCUAUUGACAGCAUGUCAGGGGCGGCAAGUGCUAUUGACAGCAUGUCGGGGACGGCUAAUGCUAUGUUAAUCUAG
This is a messenger RNA of Pecten maximus, 1149 nucleotides long. RefSeq names its product mucin-21-like. The transcript has 3 exons. Lineage: Eukaryota; Metazoa; Mollusca; Bivalvia; Pectinida; Pectinidae. The record is from RefSeq and is a predicted model, not a curated record. Bases 1 to 1149 code for a protein of 382 amino acids.